Molecule: messenger RNA, 6017 nt
Organism: Anopheles arabiensis
Lineage: Eukaryota; Metazoa; Arthropoda; Insecta; Diptera; Culicidae
Gene: mib2
Product: E3 ubiquitin-protein ligase MIB2
Biological process (GO): protein ubiquitination
Cellular component (GO): cytoplasm
Molecular function (GO): protein binding; zinc ion binding; ubiquitin-protein transferase activity
Source: RefSeq, a predicted model, not a curated record
CAGUUCGUCCGUGAUGGGAUCACCUGUCGCCGUGUGUGCUUGAGUGAUUGUGUCCCUUGCACAGCGCCCGAGAGUGCGUGUGUAUGUGACGAAAUAGACGGACAAUAAAUCCGCCAGGCCAGAGUCCGCCAGGCACGGGGCAGCGAAAGGUGGUGCACACGCUGCCAGCUGCGAAACGAGAAAGAAAAGAAAGCCAAAGGUUUGUGUGAGUGUGUGAAUCACGAAAACGUUACACACGGGCACCAUUGGGGCACCCAGUGGCAGACCCUCUACACAAACGCACACACACACAGUGCUAGACAGACCCCGCUCAGGCCCCGUGAAAAGCAGGCAAAAAACAAGUGGCGCACACUCGCAGCCGAACCUUCCGAACGCGCUGACCGCGCGCUCACUCUGUGUGUGUCUCUCUAGCGGGCCGUGGAAUGUUUCCUCCAAAUCGUGCUUGGAGUGUGUAGAGUAGCCUGUGCUGCUGUUUGCUGCUACAUACUGCUGUGCAAUUCGCGCAAUCUAAGUGUUUUGAUACAUCUCGUAGGGCAAAAUAAGUGUAUGUGUAAGUGUGUGAGAGUGGUCUAUGCCCUAGUGUGUGUGUGUUUUUUUUUGUUCAAUCUGUGAAUUGUGAUUCGCGCUCUAGGUCGUGAGUUUUUCCCGUUUUAUUCGCAGUGCGUUUCUUUCAAUCGGUCGGAACACAGCACAACAACGCAAUCAUCUCGUGUUUGUGUGUGUGUUUGUGUGUGGUCUAUCGCUUUUUUUUUCGUUCGUCGCCCAGCUGCACAUCUAUUUCCGAACCCGUGCGCGUGUGUGUGUGUGCGUGUAUGUGUGUUUUGUUAAUUUAUUUCCCCCUCUCAACCAGUGUGCGUGUGUGCUGUAUCCCCGCCCAAUAGUAAAAAGUUGUUCUCGAUCGUGCGUGAUCGUGCGUGAAAAAAGUGUCUCUCCGGGUGUGUCUGUGCUUCGUUUCGAAAGAAGUAGAAGAAUAGAGUGAGGGAAACAAAUAGAAGCCUAGAAAAGGAAGAAAAAGAAGUGUGUGUGCGUGUGUGUGUGUUUGUGUCUCGAAAUCGAAGGCUGUUUCCUUCAAGGCUGUCCCUUUUUUUUUGGGAGAGUUUUCUGUAGCCCAAGAGUGUGCCCGAAUGUGUGUGCCCCCGUAGCCCAAAAGCCAGCAGGAAGGACGAAGGCUGUAAAAGGAAGGAAACGGACAGCAGCAACACAUCCGUACGUUUUUGCCACAACGCCUACUGUGAACCGGUCGAACAUACGAAGUCACGUUCCAAUCACACAUACAAAAAAAAACCAUCGUCUGAUCCUGGUGCGUGCAGCAGCAGGCCACACAAGCACUCCUGUUAGCGCUCGCUCUGGUGGGUUUUUAACCCGUGCAGCAAACAUCCUUUCCUUUAGCGGACAGAUGUAUCCGGCAUAGUGCAGCAAACGGAGAGUGUGUGUGUUGUUCCACUCCAAAUUCGUGGUUCAAUUCGUAGCUGAAGAACGCCCCAACAACCAAGGAGGAGGGUGCGUAGUUGUAGACUGCUCUACGCGUCCUCUGCUAGUGACAGGGUCCCGGAGGAGGACGCCAGGGUUCUGGGGUCGUACGCUGGAGUGGUGUCCUGCCGCCCCGGUCUGAUAAUACGGCGUCACCAGCCAUGCUAGCACCGGGCAUUCGAGUCGCCCGCGGUCCCGACUGGAUCUGGCAUGAACAAGAUGACGGCGAGGGACACGUCGGGACGCUGUGCGAAGUAGGACGCUCCGGAUCGACCCACUCGCCAGACAAAACGGUCGUCGUGAACUGGGACUCGGGCCAUCGGACCAACUACCGCGUCGGCUACCACAAGCAGUACGAUCUGAUCGUGAUCGACAACGCACAGAUCGGCGUGAAGCAUCCGAACAUCAUCUGCGACGGCUGCAACAAGGCGGGCAUCGCGGGCAUCCGGUUCCGGUGUGCCGAGUGUGCCUCGUACGACCUGUGCGCGACCUGCUACGGGAACGAUCUGCACGACCUCGAGCAUCCGUUCAUCCGCUUCCAGACGGCCAACUCGGUCGGCAUCCGUUUGCCACCGCGGAAGGGCGCAGCCAAGAUACAGCUAAAAGGCAUCUUUGUCGGUGCGAGAGUAACGCGCGGUCCCGACUGGGAAUGGAAUAAUCAGGACGGCGGUCCGGGCAAGACUGGUCGUGUUAUGGAAAUUCGCGGCUGGGACAACGAAUCCUGUCGCAGCGUCGCCAGUGUAGCGUGGGCCUCCGGCUCCACCAACGUGUAUCGGUUAGGGCAUAAGGGAAACGUCGAUCUGCGGUACGUGCAGCCGGCCGUCGGCGGAUAUUACUACAAAGAUCACAUGCCAGUAUUAGGACAACCGGAAGAACAGCAGCCGGUUUCGCCGCCGGUGCGUUCGCACUUUUACGUCGGCGACCGGGUGCAGGUGGCGAUCGCGGAGGAUCGCCUCAAGAUGCUGCAGCAGGGCCACGGCGGAUGGAAUCCGCGCAUGGCCGAAUACCUGACGAAGGUCGGCAUCGUGCACCGGAUCACGGACAAGGGCGACAUACGGGUGCAGUACGAGGGCUGCGCCAACCGGUGGACGUUCCAUCCGGCGGCGCUCGUCAAGAUCUACAGCUUCAACGUGGGCGACAUGGUGACGUUCAUCUCGGACCCGGCCAAGAUGCAGCAUCUGCAGAAGGGGCACGGCGAGUGGAUCGAAACGAUGCACAACGUGCUGGGCAAGCCGGGCAAGGUGAUCAAGAUCUACGGCGAUGGGGAUUUGCGCGUCCAGCAGCUGGAUGACGAUAUGGCGUGGACGGUAAAUCCGAAGUGCGUCAAGCUGGCGUCAUCGUGUCAUGCGGCGGCGACAGAACGAUCGAACAGUAUGGCGGAUCUGAGCAAUCAGCGCAACCAGGAGCAUCAUAUGGCACCGUUGGCGGGGCUGACCGGGGGUACUGCGGCGGAUAAGCUGGUGCGGGAGGCGGCCCAGGGUAAUCUGGACUACGUGCAGAGUCAGCUAUGCAUGACUCCGGAGGCAGUGAACUACGUGAGCGGUGGCAAAACCUGCCUGCAAGUCGCAGCCCACCAGGGCCACGUGGAGCUCGUGAAAUACCUUAUCCUCAUGGGCGCCAACGUUAACGUGGUGGACAAGGAGGGUGAUUCCACCCUGCACUACGCCGCGUUCGGCAACCAGCCGGAGGUAAUGCGCGUCCUGCUCCAGCACAACGCCAGCAUCGACGAGCUCAACUCGUCCCACUGCUCCGCGCUGCACAUCUCCGCCCACAAGAAGCCGCCGCACUGCGUGAAGGUGCUGCUCGAGUUCGGCGCCAACGUGAACAUGCAGGACGCGUACGGCGACACCGCCCUGCACGACGCCAUCGGCAAGGAGAACACGGAGGUGGUGGAGCUGCUCUGCAGCUGCCCAACGCUCGACCUGACGAUCCGCAACCAUCGCGGCUUCAACGCGCUGCACCACGCGUCACUGAAGGGCAACGUGCACGCGGCGCGCCACAUCAUCCGCCUGGCGCGGCAGCUGGUGAACGUGCGCAAGGAUGACGGGUUCGCGGCGCUGCAUCUGACCGCGCUGAACGGGCACACGCGCGUCAUCGAGGUGCUGGUGCAGGAGGGCCAGGCGGACAUAAACAUCCGCAACAACCGCAGCCAGACGCCGUUCCUGCUGGCGGUGUCGCAGGGCCACACGGCCGCGAUCGAGAAGCUGGUCGAUCUGGGCGCGGACGUGCGGGCGCGCGACGAGGACGGCGACAACGCGAUGCAUCUGUGCAUCAUCAAGAAGGGCAACCUGGUGCACGACGUGUCGCCGACGGAUGCGCCGAAAAUACACGACAUCUACCAGUCGCUGGCUGGCAUCGUGAUCGAGCAUCGGUUGAUGUACGCGCUGCUGUGCUUUCUCGCCAGCGAGGGCUGCCCGUUGGACGUGAACCGGAAGGGAGCACGCGUGCUCGACUGGAUCGGCAGUCCGCAGAUCAAGGAGAUCAUUGUGGAGUACGAGCGGACGCGGCUGGCACGGGAAGCGGCGGCAGCCGCCGCCCCGAACGGUCCCGUCAUCUCCACGAGCUACCCGGUCGCCCACGGUCUCGGUUCCGCGGUCGGCGGGUCGUGCUCGCGCAAUCUUCCCAACGCCGAGGAGGACACCCAGCAGUUGCUGUGCAACUUUGAGGGGAUGAGCAUUGCUCCCGCGGGCUCCACCACCGCCGCGCCGAGUAUUGAGGCGGUGAGUGGUGGCAGCGGGCGGGUGGAGAAGCUUGCGGACGCUGCCGGCAGUGGAUCGCUUGCGCUCGAGAACGGCCUAGCGGGUGGUAGCGGUCUGCAGCACGCCUCGCCACCACCUCCACCAUCAUCCUCUUCCUCCAGUGGCCCGGCGGGCGGCAGCAGCAGCAGCAGCAACAGCAAUCCCCUACCCCUGCCCGCCGCAACCGGGGACAUGCGGCGGCAGCGGCGGCAGCAGCCGCCCGCGACGCAACCACUGCCGGUGCACUCGUCACACCGCCCGCCGUCCUCGGGGCCGGCAGUCACGGCGAUGAGUCGGAGCACGGCGCAGCACCCCAGCCACCCCCGCACACCUCCACCGAGCAACGUCAGCGGUAGCUUCGGCAACGACGUGUUUGUGCAGGCGUUCCACCCGCGCCACUCACCCAACAGAGCCUUAUCACCCGCGAUGGGCGACUCGCCCGCCUCCGCCACCGGCGCCCCGAUCCCGCCCAAUCACGGGAUGUUCGCGAAACCGAUGAUGAAGCCGUGCCGCGGCGGGUCCAGCCAUCUGUCGGGCAUGUUCGGUACUACCACCAACGCUGCCGCCGCGAAGCAUAACAGCCCGCGGCAGUUCGUGCAGGACAAGAGCGUGCCCCAGCCACCAACGCCCGCUGCACCCGCCAGUGCCGCCGGUGCUGCGUCCUCCGCUAGUCCAACGCCACCGCCAGUGCCACCGCCGCUACCGACGACGCCGGCCCAUCAGCUGCACCAGCUGCUCCACCAGCCGCCGCUGCCCCCGACGGACGCGCCGCGCGAGUGCAUCGUGUGCAACGAGACGCUCGCGCUGAUCGUGUUCGAGCCCUGCCAGCACCAGAUCGCCUGCGCCGAGUGUGGCGUGCGGAUGAAGAAGUGUCUCACCUGCGGGCUGCACAUCGAGCGGCGCACGACCGCCGCCGGCUGCCCGCUCGAGGGCUCGAAGGACGGCCGGCUGCUGUCCGCCGACCGGCUGCGCUACCUCGAGAGCAAGAUCAUGGAGAUAGAGGAAACGCACUGCUGCAGCAUCUGCAUGGAGCGCCGGCGGAACGUGGCGUUCCUCUGCGGCCACAGCUCCUGCUCCAAGUGUGCGGAAACGCUCAAGAUCUGCCACAUGUGCCGGAAGCCGAUCACGAAAAAGAUUAAUCUUUAUUAGGAGCGGUUAGGGUGAAGCAUAAAAAGGGUAAUUUGCGCUUGAUAAAAAGCAACAAGAUAUAGAACAAGAACCAUUAUAGGCUAGAGAAUCGAAAGGGCGAAAGGGAGAGAAUGCUAAUGUCAGCUAAUUUGUAAGUGUUCACUAUUUAUUUCACAAUUUCCUAAACAAAACCGACCCAAACUCACCAACACACACACAUAUACGCACACAGCGUCCCGUGCGUCUCGCAGCAAAACGUCCCAAAGCGUGUAGAGAGUGGGGUGUCGACGCACUAAGUGUCGUCGCCCCCUUCAAACACUACUUCCUAAAGCCUAGUCCUGUUUCGUAUUCUGUUUAGGGAGAGGGUUGCGCGCGGGCGUCUAGUGUUUAGUUCCCGUUCACCACCACCACCACCACCACCAUCCCCCAUAUAUCCAUCGUGUGUACCUCUCUCACCGUGUGUAAAUAGAACGUUUUCGGUAUGUGUGUUAUAUAUAAAUAGGUAUAUAUAUAUAUAAAUGUAAAUGUAAAGUGUGUAUGUGUUCAACGAUAGAACAAAUGGUUCCCCGAUAGUCGAAAAUGCACAGCGCAUCAGCAUGAUCCUAUAGUGUGUGUGUGUGUGUGUGUGUGUGUGUGUGUGUGUGUGUGUGUGUGUGUGUGUGUGUGUGUGUGUGUGUGUGU